Messenger RNA from Fusarium fujikuroi IMI 58289, 1542 nucleotides. RefSeq lists its product as uncharacterized. The coding region runs from base 1 to 1542 and encodes 513 amino acids. The transcript is spliced from 3 exons. The record is from RefSeq and is a predicted model, not a curated record. Lineage: Eukaryota; Fungi; Ascomycota; Sordariomycetes; Hypocreales; Nectriaceae.
AUGUCGUGCGCGUUGCGGCUCCCGACUAUUCGUGUGAUCGCAAACCAGGCAAAUGUUGAACUAUCAGCUUCAGCAUCGAUCAAUAUUGAUGCCCCUGGUGGCGCAUGGCAUAUUGCAACGAUCAAGGAUCUCUCCUCGGCAGUGGAAGAUUGUCAUCUUUGGAUUGCUCGGUCCGGUGCUUGUUGCCUUGAGGUUUCUAUUACAAUAAAUGGACAUCCGAUCCUUGAGACUUUCCGUCUCAAUGCCAUCGCCGAGGCAGUCAGCGGUUGCGAGGUUUGGGGUCGCCUGGGCGUUCAUCUAGAACCCAACCGUUCGUGUCCAGUUCAGCAACCUGGACUUCUAUCUUUCUCACUCCAGCACCCAGAUCUCUCUUCGGCUCUCGUUGCCCCAGUUUCAGCCUGUACCACAGCAUUUCGAAGGCUAACGUUGUCUAUCGAUGUGGGUAACUUGUCUCAAGAAGAAGAACGGCCUCGAAAAUGUUUAAGAACGAGCAAGCGGCGGAAGAAGAGGGUUAAGUCGAAGGAAAGGGUCGAAGGCUUUAUCGAGAGCAAUUUGCUAAACACUCUGGAGCUGACCGACCAACAAGCUAUUGACAGCUUCAUGCUUAGUCUCAACUCCCUAGGCGAAGAAGGGAGCGUGAAUGCAUCGCAGACUCUCCUCAGGGAGGAUACUAUCCAGGAUAUCAAAGUAUUGGAAGACCUGCAGUCAUCGUCCUUAGUCGAAAUUCUCUUUGAGCAAUUGAUGCUGGCGCCAGAGAGGUCGUACAGGGGCUACCAAGUCUGGGGCUGCGGACUCAGUUACUGCCUCACCAAGCUUGCGCCGGGAGUAUUUCAUAUGCCUUACCUCAAGAGCAUAUGGGACCGCGCCGAACUACUACCCAUCAUUGCCACAUCCUUAGCAAGUAUGCAGCAUGCCGAGUCGCCGGUGCUCAGACAGCAAGUGGCCGAUCUAGCAUCGGGCUACGAGGCUUAUUCUCACCCACAUAGUGCAAAAAAAGGCUCUGUGGACAUACUGGAGAGAAAGGCAUGGGAGGUACUUCUUCUAAAUGUCAAUAUGCCUCCAGUGACAAAUAGGAGAACGCCAAAAAGACUCAUGUUCCCGACUCGAAACUCUCGCAUAUCGGACCAAGGGUUCGUUGCGCCAAAACCAGGCGAAUGCGUGCAUCCAAAAAGUCAAAGAAGUACAAUGAUGGAUGUAAGCUGGGACAUCAUGGAUGGUUACCUCGACAUUGCGAAGGGUGAGGAGCAUCACGAAGCAAUAACUGACUUGAGUCUCGAAGUUGUCAAAACGGAUCAAGAUCUAUGGAGUGAUGCUACAAGUAGCCCAACCUUCAUAGGUUGGCCAGAGCCAUGGCCUGGUGAAACUGGUCGGUGUGUAACUGGUUUUGACACAAUGGGGUUUAUGGAUGAGAUGCCACUUGAGCAAGCUUGGAUGAGGCAGGAUAUUGACCUCACAACAAGACGGGAGACAAUAGUCGACCCAGCAAACUUCCCAAGUCUGGACCACUGGCUGAUCUGCGAUAAUCAAUGUAACUUAGACUAA